Micropterus dolomieu (smallmouth bass) is the source of this 2495-nucleotide messenger RNA. It is a transcript of the gene slc51a, whose product is annotated as solute carrier family 51 subunit alpha. The record is from RefSeq and is a predicted model, not a curated record. Bases 149 to 1123 code for a protein of 324 amino acids. Gene Ontology annotation, biological process: transport. The transcript is spliced from 8 exons. Gene Ontology annotation, molecular function: transporter activity. Lineage: Eukaryota; Metazoa; Chordata; Actinopteri; Centrarchiformes; Centrarchidae.
AAAGUUGGACGACGCUCUUCGGAUCUUUGGAGAGGCCGGUCAGCGCGGAUCCCGACUUUUACGCAACGAGCGUCUGUGAAUGUAAGCAGGCCCGAGCACUAUACCUGCAAGUUUCGUUUGUGGAUAAAUCCCGUCUCUAACAGCCAGCAUGGAUGAUGGAUCCAACCGAACUACUGACGCGAGCUGCAAGGACAUUCCUCCUCUCGCCAUCGAAAUCAUCCGAAAGUUGGACAUCUUUGGCAUCAUCCUGUACUCCGUGCUCACCUUCAUGGCAACAGUGUCCAUGCUCGUCUUCAUAGAGGAGUGUAUCUACAUCUAUAGGAAAGUGCCCGCCAAUAAGAAGAGUGUAAUCAUCUGGGUGAAUGGGGCGGCACCGGUUAUUGGUGCCAUGUCGUGUCUGGGGAUGUGGAUUCCUAGAGCCACCAUGUUUACUGAUAUGACCUCUGCCUGCUACUUUGCCAUUGUGGUGUUCAAGUUCCUGAUCCUGAUGCUGGAGGAGGUGGGUGGUGACAAGGCUUUCCUGAGGCGAGCAGAGAGACAUAAACUCAAGAUCAGCACGGGGCCGUGCUGCUGCUGCUGCCUUUGCCUGCCACACGUUAACAUCACAAGGCGCUCCCUCUUCCUGCUCAAACUUGGCUCCUUCCAGUUUGCUCUCCUGAAGAUUGUCUUCACCAUCCUCUCCAUUGUCCUCUAUACCAACGGGAACUAUGUCCUGGGUGAUAUGAGCAUUAGCGGAGCUGUUAUGUGGAUCAACCCAUUUGUGGGCAUCUUGACAAUCAUAGCCCUGUGGCCUGUUGCGAUCCUGUUCGUGCACCUGAGGACUGCCCUACGGACACUCAAGAUCAUCCCCAAGUACGCCAUGUACCAGCUGGUGCUGAUACUGAGUCAGCUGCAAACAGCUAUCAUCAACAUAUUGGCUGUUACGGGAACCAUCGCCUGCACUCCGCCCUUCUCUGCCCCAGCAAGAGGAUACAUGAUGAGUCAGCAGCUUUUAAUUCUGGAGAUGUUCAUCAUCACGCUGGUUACACGUCUGCUGUAUCGUCGCCAGUAUGACCCUUUACCUGAAGAAGACAUCAAUGACAACGAAAAUACCAAGAUGGUUCCAGUGCACGGGUCUGCGUGAGAACUUAUCUUGUAGGUGUUCAUUACGGGUCACAGAUUAGCAAACUCUCCAAAACUGUUUGUGACUGAUAGGGCCGCCAACCACACACCUUAUCCGAAAGGGAUCCAGCACUAAUAACAUAAGAGUCCUGGAACAAACUAUGUGAUUUGGUAAGAAGUAUAGGGAAAACAGAAAAAAGGGUUGUUGAUACUUGAGUUUAUUGUUCAGUUUAUUUCCAGAGGAAUUUCCUUCAACUGCUCAGUUUAAACCCAAGUAAACAUUGUUAGGGUUAUUGGUGUGAUUAAUUUAUUGUAGACUAAUUUUACACUUACACAUCUUCUGCCUAUAGCUAGCUGCUGUGCACUGACUAAAAGGCUCUCCAAGUAUUAAGUACCAAAUGAAAUACCAAAUUAUUUCCCUACGAAUUUACACUCAUACAUAUGAGUCAUACAUAUGAGGUCCAUUCUAAGAAAUUACAUAAUGGGAUCCCAAAUGUAAAGUGGCACCACUUAUUUUUUUACACUGUGUUUUUAUGAGACAUUAUCGCAUACAUGAUGAUAAACUGUGUUCCUGUGUUUCUUGUCUUUCGUUUGCAUUAUGUGUCAUAAUUAUCUGGUCUGGGUCCAGACCUUUGAAUCCGCCCACAAAUGGAAGCAAAUAAUUACCAUCUACAAUGGAAGUAUUUUAAAGAUGUUCAGAUGAAAUUUCUAACUCUGUAUGAUGACUCUCUGCUGUGUCAUUUUUACAGUAUGUUCAGUUUAUCCUAUUCAGUUGCCCUGUCACACAGUAGAGUUGAAUGUUGUACCGCUAGGUGGCAGUAGAAACCAAGGUCUGGUAGAUUCACAGCUUCUGUGUGGGAUUGGCCUUAUUAUUAUCACCUAUGCUACCUGCUGUUAUUAAUGUAUCGGGCAGUUGACAUAACAGUAGUCUACCUGCAGUCAGUGUACAGUGUGCACAUUAAGCUCCUAAAUGUAUUCAGUAUAGGGUUCAUGUUCAGAGCAGAACCUUCUUGUCCAAUGGGGCCUUUUGUAGCGCAUAAGUACACUAGAUAUUUUUAAAAUGUAGGCCCAUAUCUUUUUUUUUUUUUAAUAGUCUAUGAUGUAUACCAGACGUUUUAAGAGAGUAUAACCAGUGACUGUGUAUGAAUGUGUGUGUGUGACAGUAAGUGGCCGCAGAUAAAGCAUGUUGACUGACACCUCUCCGUCCAAUAGGGUUGUUGUUGUUUCUCACUUCCUAGUUUUAAGCCAAUCACCACAGCGUGUAUAAAAAAGCCUGCACCAAGUGCGGUUGAGUUGGGCCUUUCGAAAGUACGUGCUGCCGCACAGCAUCAAAGCGGUCCAAAUAGGCCGGAAGUCUGGAGAUUCAACCUUCAAAAUAAAAUGUUUUUCACACA